AUGGCUUACGAAAUUGCUGAUUAUGACCGAGAGAAAGAAAAAAUAUGGGAUUUUCUAACUACUUUUUAUCACGAAGAGGCUGAUGGUAUGAAAUUAUUUCCAUACGAUAAACAAAUUGCUCGCCUUGCCGAACGUGAGCAGGUUGGAUUGUAUAUCAACAUGGAUGAUGUGAAUGAAUACGAUCCUGUGCUUUAUGUUGCUAUUCAACAAAACGCUCGACGUUAUCAUAUACUUUUUGGUGACGUAAUCGAUUCUUUAAUCCAGCAAAAAUUGGGAGAAAAACAGCCACCUGUUCGAGACGCUUUAGAUGCUUUCAUAUUUCAACGUGUCUAUUUGGACAGAAAGCAGAACGAAGACGGCAGUGGAGCAGAUCAAAUUCAAGAUUUGCGCAAGAAAUAUCCGCCUCAGCUGCUUCGUAGAUUUGAAGUAUUUUUCAAGGGAAGCUCUAUAAGUAAACCGUUGGCAAUACGUGAAGUGAAGGCAGCUCACGUGGGUAAGCUGGUUGUAAUAAGUGGCAUUGUCAUUCGAUCUACGGAAGUGAAACCAAUGGCUUCUGUUAUGACUUACACUUGUGAUACUUGCGGUUGUGAAACCUAUCAGCCGAUAGCAGGACCGGCAUUUAUUCCGCCACUUAAUUGUCCGUCGAAAGACUGUGUUGAAAAUAGGGCAAAUGGACGUCUGCAAAUGCAAAUUCGUGGAUCAAAAUUUAUGAAAUUUCAAGAAAUGAGAAUUCAGGAACUUAAUGAACAGGUUCCUGUUGGUAGCAUUCCAUGUUCUUUAACAGUGAACGUUAUCGGCGAAAAUGCAAGAGCUUGCGUACCAGGCGAUGUUGUCCGAAUUACUGGUACAUUUGCACCUCUAAUGAGGACUGGUUUUCGACAAUUUACCGGAGGCUUAACAACGGAAGUUUUUGUCGAAGCACAUCACAUCGAAAAUAUCAAUAUGAACAGUGAAGAUAUCCUUGGCGAGCAGUACGAAUUAACAGACGAGGAAGUUGAAAUAGUUUCACAGGAUAAUUUCUACGAAUUAUUGGCUUACAGUAUUGCUCCGGAAAUCUAUGGACACUUAGAUGUCAAAAAAUCAUUAUUGCUUGCUCUCGUAGGUGGUGUUGACAAAAAUGUCAAUGGAAUGAAAGUUAGAGGUUGCAUCAAUAUUCUUCUAAUGGGUGAUCCGGGUGUGGCAAAAUCACAGCUUCUGUCCUACGUAGAUCGUUUGGCAAUUCGUUCUCAGUAUACGACUGGUCGAGGGUCUUCUGGUGUUGGUCUUACGGCAGCUGUAAUGAAAGAUCCUGUUACUGGUGAAAUGACAUUGGAAGGAGGAGCUUUAGUGCUGGCUGAUCAAGGUAUUUGUUGCAUCGAUGAAUUUGAUAAAAUGAUGGAUGCUGAUCGAACAGCCAUUCAUGAGGUUAUGGAACAACAAACAAUCUCAAUAGCUAAAGCAGGGAUUUUGACAACGUUGAAUGCUCGUGUUUCAAUUAUCGCUGCAGCAAAUCCGGCAUUUGGGAGAUAUAAUCCUAAAAAAAGCAUCGAACAUAAUGUCGAUCUUCCAGCGGCACUUCUUUCACGCUUUGAUCUUCUUUGGCUCAUCCAGGACCGACCAGAUCGUGAAAGUGACAAGCGUUUGGCAGAGCAUAUCACAUAUGUUCAUAUGAAGGGACGUGAACCAGAGAGGGAAGGGAUGAAACCGCUCGAUAUGUCUCUAAUCAGACGAUACAUUGCAUUGUGCAAACGAAAACAACCUGUUAUUGAAGAAAAACUACGUGAUCGACUUGUGGAUAUGUAUGUGGACCUUCGCAAAGAUGCACGGAAUAACAGAAAUUCAGUAUUUACUUCACCUCGAAGUUUAUUGGCAGUUAUUCGACUGAGUUCAGCACUGGCUCGUCUCCGCCUUUCAGAUGUGGUCCAGUCAAGUGAUAUAGAUGAAGCAGUUCGUCUUCUGGAGGCUUGUCGAGCUUCGGUCACUACAGAACAACUGAAACAGCAUGAAAUUCCUAUUCUUGAUCAAGCGUUUGCUGUUAUUCGUGACUUGUAUCAUAGCAUCAGCGAUGAUGAGAAUCGUUCACUUCCACUACAGAGAGUAUUUAAAAAAUGUUUCGCGAAGGGGAUCUCAGAAGAAGUUGUACAGGAAUGUAUUAAUACUUAUACUGCUAACGGUGUUCUCAUGGUCGAUCGACAGCAACGAAUUGUUUUCACUGUUGCUUGA
Molecule: messenger RNA, 2202 nt
Organism: Brugia malayi
Lineage: Eukaryota; Metazoa; Nematoda; Chromadorea; Rhabditida; Onchocercidae
Gene: Bma-mcm-7
Product: replication licensing factor MCM7, putative
Exons: 13
Coding region: 1-2202 (733 amino acids)
Biological process (GO): DNA replication; DNA strand elongation involved in DNA replication; double-strand break repair via break-induced replication
Cellular component (GO): MCM complex; nucleus
Molecular function (GO): ATP binding; single-stranded DNA binding; ATP hydrolysis activity
Source: RefSeq, a predicted model, not a curated record